Trichosporon asahii var. asahii CBS 2479 is the source of this 2001-nucleotide messenger RNA. RefSeq lists its product as uncharacterized. NCBI's taxonomy places the organism in Eukaryota, Fungi, Basidiomycota, Tremellomycetes, Trichosporonales, Trichosporonaceae. The record is from RefSeq and is a predicted model, not a curated record. The transcript is spliced from 8 exons. The coding region runs from base 1 to 2001 and encodes 666 amino acids.
AUGAAUGGCCAGGAAGGCCAGGAGACCCGACAGACUGUGCUCAACUGGAAGACUGGAAGGAGGAAGCUGCGCACGCUUGCCUCGUUAGCUGACGUACAGCCAUCACCCGCUCGUGUCGCCGAUACGCUCAUUAUCCUGCUGCACUGCAGCAGUCUAGCGACGUGUACACUGGAUACGGACUUUGCGCUUCUUCCAGCACUCAAACUCGGAGAGGGAGGGGGCGGGAUGCGCGAACGGAGAUUGGGAUAUCGAUAUCUGAUCGAACGGAUGCCGCCGGGCCACGAGCUGGGACUGCUGCUCGUGAAUACUGUGCGAAAGUGUGGCCUUGACAUAGCUGACGGCAGAGCUAACGCCCAGCCCGAGUAUACGACUACGAACCCUCGCGGCCCUCUCUGCGCUCGCAGUGACGGGGGAAGAGUACCCCCUCUCGCUCCGGCAGCUGGGCAAGCUCAUCAGGCACGAGCAGGACCCGGGCGUGCUGACUGGACUGCUGCGAGCGUUCACUGCAGCGCUCGAGACGCCGGCCGGCGGCGUAAAGCGUACGACUCCGUGUUCAUCGCGGCCGCGCGGCAUGCGGACGGCGGGCCCAUUGCUUCGGCCGGCCUCAGGACCGUUACGGCGAUUGUGAAGGCGACGACGGGCGAAUUAAAGGACCACGUUAGGGAGCAGGCGCAGGGUCUGCUCGAGCAGGUCGGCGAGGGCGCGUCGCUGCCCCCGCCGCCGUCGGUGUCGGUAUCGAGGAGCGUGCUCAGCUCGCCGCGCUCGGGGUCGCAGAGUAUGCAGCUUCACAGCCCACAGCGGGGCCCGCAACGUGAGCUAACCACUGGUCUUCGCAAGCUGACGCCAGCACACCUCCUCGAGGCGUCUGCGCUCGCUGCGGCGCUGUAUGAACUUUCCGGGAGCGUAGACGCUGAUCCUCUCUUGUCGCAUUUGCGCAACCUCCUCGUUCCCCGAGCCAAGGGCAAGUCGACCCGGUCGCCGAGCAAGGCGGAACCCAAAGGCCCGGAUGCCAACACACAUGUCUUCGUGCUACGCUGUCUAUCCCUCCUGCCGUCGGCCGUGUGGCAACCUGGCCUGCGGGACGAGCACAUGUCGGCGAUCAUGAGCGGGACGGAGUCGUUGGACCCGACGGUCCGGAGAGCUUGUCGGGGUAACGACGUCGCGGGCCGGACCGACGCGGCGGCGCGCGCGUCCGAGGUGAUCGAGAUCCGCUCCGAGGGUCUGCCAGAUCAAGAACGUGCCAAGGCGCUCGUCUCGGGGGUGACGCGGAUAUCCCAAGCCCUAGAAGGGAUCUGGGUCGACGGCGUGCGGCUCCUCGGCGGACUCAUGCGCGUCGGGAGCGCCGAGUUCUGUCGCGCAGUUGUGCAAGCUGCAGCGCAGGGUCUGCAGAAGGAGACGGAACAGACCCUCGUCGUCGCGCUUGCGACUGUGGCGUGCGAGUUCCCGUGUCCCGGUGAUGCGCCGGCGGUUGUGCGCGCACUGAUGCGGUGUCUCCCGGAUCUGGAGCCGAGCGUGCAGGAGAUUGGCAUGCUGGCGCUCGGCGCGCAGCUCGCCCUCAUUCCCGAACGGGAGCGGGGAUCGCUUGUCGACGACUCCCUCCGUGCCCUCGACAGUCUGAAGGCGAAGAGCGUGAAGCAUAUCGCAAAGGAGGCAUACGCCGAGGCGACCAAGUCCGCCCCAGCCUCUCCAGCAAUGAGCGAUUCGACCCUGGGACCGCGGAAAAAGCCCAAGUCUGGCUUGCGAUACAGUUAUGCUCAGCCUAAGCGGACACCAACGCCCAAGAGCCCCAUGAGCCCCAUGAGUCCCAGGAGUCCGGGCAGUGCCAGCUCGGGCACAGAGGGCAAGGGCAAGAGCAAGGACAGGGGGAGAAGCAAGGUGCUCAAGUCGCCAAAGAGUCCGCUGGAGCGAGCCGCAGAACUGGCAGACUUCAAGGCCAUGGGGCGGAGUAUGCUGGCCGAGGACGAGCUGGCCCUCGACGAGCUGAGAUUAGGCGGUAGAUAG